AAAAGACAAAAUAUGCAAGGUUCAUGAAUCACAGGGUUCCAGCCAACAAAAGGUACCAGCCUACAGAAUAUGAACACGCGGCCAACUGUGCCACACAUGCUUUCUGGAUUAUUCCCAGCAUCCUUGGCAGUUCCAACCUUUACUUCCUGUCUGAUGAUGACUGGGAAACAAUUUCUGCUUGGAUCUAUGGCUUGGGCCUAUGUGGCCUCUUUGUUGUCUCCACAAUCUUCCACACCAUCUCUUGGAAGAAAAGACACCUCAGGAUGGUGGAACAUUGCCUGCACAUGUUUGACAGAAUGGUGAUCUAUUUCUUUAUAGCAGCAUCGUACGCCCCCUGGCUUAAUCUCCGGGAGCUUGGUCCCUGGGCUGCCCACAUGCGCUGGAUUGUCUGGAUCAUGGCUUCUGUUGGGACCAUCUAUGUGUUCUUCUUCCAUGAACGAUACAAACUUGUGGAGCUGCUCUGCUAUGUCGUGAUGGGGUUUUUCCCAGCCUUAGUCAUCCUUUCUAUGCCCAACACUGAUGGAAUCUGGGAGCUCAUGACCGGAGGUAUCUUUUACUGCUUUGGGAUGGUGUUCUUCAAGAGCGACGGGCGGAUUCCCUUUGCCCAUGCCAUCUGGCACCUCUUUGUGGCAUUUGGAGCUGGCACCCACUACUAUGCCAUCUGGAGGUACCUCUACCAGCCCAACACACUGGAGUCUAAAGUGUCCAAAUGAGAUGUCAAAGAAUCUCACGACUCGCCUGGUGCCCUUGGAACAGUGCAUUAGAGGAGACAUUACUGGGAUGAGGCCCUGCUCAGAGGUUCCAGGCUUGUCUUUUGCUUCACUGCUGGAUAUUUUUUUUGGAUGAGUCCUGGGUCAUGUCUGGUGGUUGCCAGAAACCUUUAGGGUAUCUGGUACAGGAAAAAGGCACUAGAAGGCUUUAUUGGACGGCAAAAAAUUAACCAGGUAUUUUGUGUGUUUUAGACAAGUCAUCCAUAACAAAAAUCAACAUUAAUGUUGGGAAUUGAUCUUUUCUGGAAACAAAAGGGCAUGACAGGCAAACACUUUGUUCGCAGGGUCCCAAAAACCUUAAAAGUGACGAUUAUACUCCUCUAGGGAGAAAAUCAGCCUCUAUGUGUGCCAGAUCAAUCAGAACCCACCUUUUUUGCAACUUGGAUGCUCAAACUGCCGUACUACAGAACCAAUUAGUAUCUAGGUAGUUUCAGGGAUGGGAAGGUGACCCUCUCUGGAAUCUGGCUCUGCCCAGUCUAAGACCAUCUAAGAGUGGACACUCUUUUUUCUCUUAGGAAAGUGAAUACUUUCCUUUCCCACUCCCUCCUUUGCUAAAGUCCUUUUCAGACCCUAGGCUCUCUUUUGUAUGUAUUGAAAUGGCUCUUUUGACUCUGACAUUUUAGUUGUGUUGGGAAGGAGCUGGAGGGAAAAUAUACAAUAGAGCUGUGGUUGCUUUAAUCUCUAGAUUGAAUCUGCAGCAACAAAAAACCGAAUACUUUGUGCUGUUGGGAGAUGACAUGAGGGCAAGGGUCCUAGCCAUCUCACCAGAAACCCAGAAUUGGAAGGGCAGUUUGGGGAAGGGGAAAGAGCUUUGUUUAAAGUUGUCUCUGCCAUUUCCAAGCCCAAAUGACAAAAGAGUAAGUGAUG
Trichosurus vulpecula (common brushtail) is the source of this 1637-nucleotide messenger RNA. RefSeq names its product monocyte to macrophage differentiation associated 2 (gene MMD2). The record is from RefSeq and is a predicted model, not a curated record. NCBI's taxonomy places the organism in Eukaryota, Metazoa, Chordata, Mammalia, Diprotodontia, Phalangeridae. Gene Ontology annotation, cellular component: membrane. The coding region runs from base 24 to 713 and encodes 229 amino acids. Gene Ontology annotation, molecular function: pore-forming activity. The transcript has 7 exons.